Messenger RNA from Schistosoma bovis, 1693 nucleotides. Lineage: Eukaryota; Metazoa; Platyhelminthes; Trematoda; Strigeidida; Schistosomatidae. The record is from the annotation of a GenBank genome assembly.
UUUUAUACGAGCGGGCUUACUGGCUUUAGCGUUACUUAGUUUUUUUGCUACGUUUGUACUAUCUCAGUUGUGGGAUUUUCUGUUUGGAUCGGUAAAGAACCAGUGUUUUUGUGAUAAACAGACCGAAUUUGUUAACAGAUUAUGAAUAAUUUCUAAAUAAUGGGAGAAUUCGAGACAAAUGUAUCUAAUCCGGAUAAAUUUGAAACCCUCUCCUUGAAUGAUCCACCUGAUUCAAAUGAAAUCCGUAAAACCUCUGUUUGCGAUGAUCAAGGAGAUUUAGGUCAGAAAGAGAUUGAAAUUAAAUCGGCUCUAGUGCAGCAAACUAAAGAUCUAUAUGAACAAUAUGCUCGGGAACAGUUUCCUAAAGAUUUAGAAAAACAAAAGGCAUUGGUAACCGAAAUGCAGGAUCAAUAUUUUGAACACUACCUCUCCGAAGUUUAUAGGUUCCAACUUGUUCAUCAACAGCAGCAACUUGAACAAUUACGAACGGUAAGAUCGGCCGUGAAAGAUUCUAACGAUGGGAAUUCUGAAUCUGAGAGAGAUUUUCUAGAACCAUUACCUCUCAUUCCUGCAACAAUAUGGACUCGUAAAGAUAUUGCAGAGUUCAAACGAGAAAUUCUCGAUGUACAGAAGGAAUGUUGUAUAAAGAUAAAUUCUUUAGCAACUGCAACAGUACGUGUUCCAACUCAUCCAAAUGGGAAAGCAAUAUGUUGGGAAUUUGCUACAGACAAUUAUGACUUAGGUUUUGGAUUGUAUUUUGAAUGGGAUUUGGAACCACCUGAAAAUAUUUCUGUUAAUAUUUCGGAGUCAAGUGAUGAAGAAGGCGGUGAAGAUGAGGAUGAAGAAGGACCUAGUAAUGGGAAUUCUAUGGAACAAACGUCGCCUGAAAACGAAAAUAAGGAAUCUCAUGAUUUGGAAUUAGGCAAAAAGUCAUUACAACAGCGUUUACCUACUGACGAACUUAUACCAAUCUAUAGAAGGGAUUGUCAUACAGAAGUUUAUUGUGGUAGCCAUCAGUAUCCAGGUGUUGGUGUGUAUGUAUUCAAAUUCGACAAUUCAUUUUCUCUCUGGCGUUCUAAGUGGCUGUAUUACCGUAUUUUCUAUACUCACUGAGUAGCUUCACACAGCCACCGUUCGAAACAUUGAAAUUAUGUUGUUCACAUUCUCUACGUUACUUCCGAUUCAAAUAUACUGUGAACCAGUUUGGUUCUCCUUCCCAUUGUUUUAUUUUGACAUGUUGCAAAUUGCUUCUGAUCUCAGCAUAUAUAUAUAUAUAUAUAUAUAUAUAUAUAUAUAUAUAGCAUUUAUCGCAUUUCAUAUUCAUGCAUCAAAAUCCUGCAUAAUUGAUUCUCUUCUCUUUAAAGUAUCCUUCAUAUUUUGGUUUGUUCUGUUUUCCAACCCUAAAGUAUUUUGUGUUGGAAUGAAUUAAUUUGCUUCAUUUUUUCAACAUUUAUUUCAAUUAUAGUAUUUUCUAAUAGUGAUUUCUUUUCUGCGCAACACUUCAUGAAAAGUAAAUGUCUGUAUUUGAAAUAUUCUGUUGAGUCCAUGAUUGACAAAGUCAUAAGCAACUGUAGUCAGAGUUUGUUGUAAUUUUAAAGUCUGUGUAUUGUUUAUAUAUCACUUUUACUUGAUAAGUAGCAUAGCAUUAAAAAUUCGGAUAAUUAAAUUAACCGGUACCAGAAUUUAUGUUAAU